CUGCUUCCUUUUAAACAGUGUUUAUCUGUUGCCACCUCCAGCCCCUCAAGAUACCAAAACAAAGGCAAAAUCCAACCAACCAGCCAGCAUGGAAAAUGUGGGCUUUACCACCAUCUAUGAAAAUAUAGAGAACACUGGCCUCUAUGAGAUUCCUGAUUCAGAGGAAGCAAAAGAGGAUCAUCUUUAUGAGCAAGUCCAUGAAGACUCAGCAUCUCCUUCCUCCACCACCACUCCAGAAAGCAUGGACAUCAGCUGUCAGGAGAGCCCAGAACACAGCCGCAGUAAUUCUGUCUCAUCUCAGCAAGCAGCUGAUGGUGAGGAUGGUUCCGCUUCCUCUCAGCAAGGGGCUGAAGAGGACCAGCAUCGCCAGGAAGAGAUGGAGAUGAUGAGCCCAAGGCCCAGUGACGAAUCUGUAGAAAGGAUGGUGUUUGGAAAUAAAAUCCCAUCUCCUACUGGAUUCAGUCUUCGUAAGAGCCCGGGCACUUCCUCCACCUUCCCAACUUUCACCAGAUUUCCAGCUAACAACAACUUAGGAGAAACUGACAACUUUCAGAAGGAGUGUGAGAUUUUCCUCUUUGUUAAGGCUGGUAUUGAUGGAGAGAGUAUUGGGAACUGUCCUUUUUCACAGCGUCUCUUCAUGAUCCUCUGGCUCAAAGGGGUUGUAUUUAAUGUCACCACAGUUGACCUGAAAAGAAAGCCAGCUGAUCUACACAAUUUGGCCCCUGGAACCCACCCGCCAUUCUUGACUUUUAAUGGAGAGGUCAAGACAGAUAUCAACAAAAUCGAAGAGUUCCUGGAGGAGAUGCUUGCACCUCCAAAGUACCCCAAGCUGGCUGCUACACAUCAUGAAUCAAACACUGCGGGGAUAGAUAUCUUCUCCAAAUUCUCUGCAUACAUAAAAAACACCAAGCAGCAGGACAACACUGGCCUUGAGAGAGGUUUGACAAAGGCAUUAAAGAAGCUGGAUGACUAUCUGAACACCCCUCUGCCUGAAGAAAUUGAUGCAGACAGCACUGAAGAGGAGAAAGUGUCUAAACGCAAGUUUCUGGAUGGGGAUGAGCUGACGCUUGCCGAUUGCAACCUUCUGCCCAAACUUCAUGUUGUUAAGAUUGUAGCUAAGAAAUAUCGCAACUAUGAGUUCCCGACAGAGAUGACGGGGCUAUGGCAAUACCUGAAGAAUGCUUAUGCCAGGGAUGAAUUCACCAACACCUGUGCUGCGGACAAAGAAAUUGAGCAAGCAUAUGCAGAUGUGGCCAAGCGGCUCAGCAAAUCCUAACUGACAUCCGCAAGGGCUCAGUAUCCCCAGGGGAUUCCCAGUUCACAGAUUCCUCUCCUUGUUGUCUUAGGAGAUAUUCUUCAUCAUGUUUCCGGUUGGCAUCCCCAUGACUUCAGCUGUUAAAGUGUAUUGGUCAGGGCCAAAUCUGCCUCUCCCUAGAGAAAACAUAAGGCAACUACAGGGGGGUAAAAAACCCUCUGGAAUCUGAACCCAAGAGCUGGAGCAAGUAUUAUUAUUGGCAAUCAUCAUCAGUAUUUGCAACUAUUCAUCUUUUUUUUGUUAAUAUCAGCCACCUAUUUUACUGGGAACUUUAAAAAAUAGGAUAUUGAGCUGAAAAAUUCAAGUAGAUGGGUUAGGAAUGUACAGAACUGGUUCUUCUCUGGCCCUUUUCAAGGAUACUUUUUUUCUGAUGUGAUCUAUCCAAAAUUACACUGCUAGUGGGAACCUUGAGGUAGUAGGAAUGAGGUUUUGUCUGAAAGCAAAAAGAGUUUGACCCUAUGGGAGAAAUUUCCUUAGCAGAUAUAUUCAAAAACCUCUGUUUUAACAGGGCUGGAGGAGGUUAUAAGAUGCUCAUUACUGAUGUGGUGCUAGUGAGGAGAGCAUCAGUGGAUAUGUCAAACUUGCAGAUGCUGCUUGGCAUAUGAUUUGCAUGUUUCCACUUCAUCCAAAUCAUAAACGGAAAAGAGAGAGAAUGAGAGAUGAACUGGACCGUUCACCCAAAAGCCCACCGGAUCUCUGGGGAGACGUGCUCAGAUGCUAUAGUGAUAGGGGGCAGAUAAUUACUCUGUUACGUAGAAAGAAUCCUCACAGCUCGCUGAAUUGUUAGAUAUUCUCACCUUAACUGUAUAUUUGCCAGCUUAUUUAGAUUGAGAGCCAUGGGUGGGAGUGGAAAUCUGUUGCCUCUUAUGAAUGCCAGAUUGGGGAGAAAUACCCAAUUUAUUUUUGAGCUUGUGAAACUGAUCACCUUUCAAAGUUCAUCUCCCAUUCUAGACAGCAGGUUGGCCUGAAAACCUUAAGGAGGAUGAGCUAGAAGGGAGACCUGAAGCAGAGAAACUCCCACUCCUAGCUAGAAAGUUGGCAAGUAUACUAGCACAAACGCAUGCAAGGUGGCUUUGUCCCACUCGUUCCCUGAUUCAUAUCACUGCUGUCAAUGACCCUUAUCAAUGACCCUUUUGACUGUGCACUAGGACUGUUUUCCAAAAUGAUUAGUUUGUGCUAUGGGCAGUCGUAUGAACAGAUCUGCUUAGUUCUGAUCACUUUAUUGGUGAAUCACUUUAAGAAAUUAAGGGCGACAAUUCUUUUGUAUGAAAUAUAAAAGAUUGAGUUGAUUUAGCUAGCUACAUAUCAGGGAGAGGAAGGCUUCCAAUCUUCAUCAAAUCUGGAGAUUUAUAGUUGUUUGAAAAGAUCAAAUAAAAUUGAACUCUAGCAUGCCUUGGCUUCACUCCUGAUCAGCCCCUUGCUCCUGUAUGGAACUGCAGUGACCUCAGUGGGACUCCAGACUGGCAAACCCUUAAAUUGGGGAACCUAGGAUCAGGCCCUUGUUUGCAAUUAAAAAGCUAAUGAACUGGAGACAACUUAUAAGGCCAGAAUCUGCUCUGUUACAGAGAUGUAGCUCUAGAGUAAUUCCAGUGACUUUGGAGGAGUUACUCUGCAUUCACACCAGCACAGCUGAGAACAGAAUCUUGCCCAUUGACUGAUGACAUUUAGGGCUGACUACAGUAUUGCACAGAGCAGUCAGUUUGUUCUGAACUUUCCAAAACCUUGGAAGAAAGUCCAUGAACUCCCUAGUCUUCCCUCAGAAUGGGCUAUUUAAACAAGCAAAUGCUUACACUCUUUACAAUGUUGCUGAGAAAUCAACUGGCUCUGAGAGCACAAGUAACAGCCAGCAAAAUACAAUGAGAUUAGAAGAGUCUGCACAUUCACAUGUGGCUCAUUAAAAAUGUGUCUCCAUAAAAUAACCAGAUUGGAAUUGUUUGUAUUUUUUUUUAAAUUAAGAUAUUUAAUUAUUUAUUUUGAUUGAUUAAAUUCUUUCUUUCUUUCUUCUCAGCAUAUUGGUUGAACUGGCUCACUCUGUAAGACUGUUAUAACCAAGGCUCUGCAAAUGUAGUUUGUAAUGAACAGUGGUUUCCUGUGUCUGAUUAAUGGCCAUUUUGGAUUUUUUUUCACUAUGGCUUGGCUACCAGAACUCCAGCUGACCAAGACUUCACUUUUCUCAAUCAUCAUCUAACAGGUUAUUUUUUUAAAAAUCAGAGGCUUUGUCUAAUCAGAGUUGUGUAUGAACUGUGAAUAAAGAAGUAGAAAGCCUGC
Caretta caretta (loggerhead turtle) is the source of this 3583-nucleotide messenger RNA. RefSeq names its product chloride intracellular channel 5 (gene CLIC5). The record is from RefSeq and is a predicted model, not a curated record. NCBI's taxonomy places the organism in Eukaryota, Metazoa, Chordata, Testudines, Cheloniidae.